AGCAGGUUUCAGGAUGUACCUGGACUUGCGCGCUUGCUCGCCUAGCAAUGUUACGAUAUGAUUUCGAGAAUGAGGACUUCGAGAAGCAAAUCCGCUCCUCCGCAUACGCGUGCAAAGAUGACGCUACUACAGCAAAGCUCAGAGAGUUUCUGAGAUCCGACACCAUCGGCGUCGAUCAUGUGGUCAAGACGCCUUUUGGGUUUCGGCGCUUGGUCUACAGCGAUUUCACCGCUUCGGGCCGGGCCUUGCGAUGGGUGGAGAAGUUCAUCCAAGAUCGAAUCCUUCCUGCUUAUGGCAACACUCACACACUGUCCACUGCCACCGCUCGGCAGUCGACCUUCUUUCGAAACGAAGCCAGGCAGAUUGUGAAGCACUACUUGAACGCGACUCAUGAAGAUGCCCUGAUUUUUUCGGGGCAUGGCACUACAGGUGCGGUGCAGAAGUUCGUGAGCAUUAUGUGUCGAUCCAACUGGCUUUUACCAUCCUUCCAGGAUGGAGAUUCAGCGGGCGCUGAGGUAUCUGACGGUUUUCUGCGAGAAGAUCGCUGGGGAAGCUACGAGUGCUCCCUUUGCACCGUACGGCUGAAAACAGAAGCCCAGUACCGCAGCCACCGAAGCAGCGAGAUGCACCAGGAGAAGCUGCGCCAACAGAGGCCCCAGAAUCCCUUCGAAGGCACCCGACGGCUUUGCAUUCUAUGUGACCCUUUGGCACACCACUCUUCUCUACUGCCGUUCCGAGAACUUACGCGUCGUUACCCACACAUCAGCACGGAGCCCAUCUUCGAAGAUUCCAUCGCCUGCCGGAGUGGACGAUCGGAGAUUGUAGAGAUUGAGGUUUUCACACUUCCGCUGGAUGUGAAAAGCGGCAUGCUGGAUGAAGACGAUUUGAUGCGGCGAUUGUCGAAGAUUCAGAGUUUGAAAGGUGCUGCAGCGGUGUGUGUUUUCUGCGCGGGUUCCAACGUCACGGGCCUCCUGGCAGAUGUUGGUCACCUGACCAGUCUCGCUCAUCAGUAUGGUGCCUUGGCUUGUUGGGACUUUGCGGCCACAGCAGGACACCUGCGGCCCAAUCUGAAUCCACCCACCAGGCCUGAUGCCGCAGUGGACGUGGCCUUCUUCUCGCCACACAAGUUCCUAGGUGGUCCAGGGUCUGUUGGUUUGCUGGUUGCCAAGAAGAGGCUCUUGCGGAAUAGCGUGCCCGCCGAGCCUGGUGGUGGGGUUGUCUUCUUUGUGGACUCAGAAGGACAUUCCUAUAUCCAGAACAGUGAGGACCGCGAAGAAGCUGGCACCCCCGACAUUGUGGGCUGCAUCCGCGCAGGCCUGGUUUACCACCUACACACAUUGCUGCCAGAGAAGCUCUUCGAGGCAGAGCUGUCGGGCCUUCAGCGGCUCUUAGAACGAUGGUCGUCAAACGAGCGCAUCGAAGUGUUGGGUCAGUCUUCCAGCCGCUCGAGGGCUGCCAUUGUCUCAUUCAUGAUCCGCUAUGGCAACGCACCAGGCGGAUUGUACUUGCACUACAACUUUGUGGUGGCUUUGCUAAACGACCUCUUCGGCAUCCAGGCACGUGGUGGUUGCGCCUGCGCGGGGCCUUAUGGCCAGCAGUUGCUGGGCUUGGAUCUACCCAAGUCCAAGGCCUUCGACCAGGCGCUGCUGCAUUCUGCACAAGAAGUGCUGAGACCAGGUUUUGUGCGGGUGGGCGUGCACUUCACCAUGUCCACUGAAGAGCUUGAACUUUUGGCUUCUGCUGUGGACUGGGUCGCCAACAAUGGUUGGCGCUUGCUUCCAGCCUACAGCUUUUGCGUGGAGACGGGUGAAUGGCAUCAUCGUCUCAGUACACCACAGCAGGAUCGAGAGUGGCUUUCGGCGUUGGCACCACCUGUGCUCCAGACAAGUCCACUGCGAGACUUGGAAAACUCCUUGAAGCACAAGGAGGCUUCACCGCCACAAGAUUUGCUGGCAGCUGCAGAUUUGGCAUUGACCACUUCCUUCAAAGGUGAAAAUCCUAUCCCGCUCUCAUCCACGCGUUGUCCUUUGCUCGAUGCGGAGUAUGCACACUUGGUUUGGUUUGCUCUGCCAACAGACGCAGCCCAUUCCUUGCUCAUGGGCGAGGAGGAGCCACACUUGGCGGAAGGGUCGAUUUUUACGAAGGUAGUGGAACGUCCAAGCCACUCCAUCUUCUCCAUCUCGUCCGAUGACACAAGACAUGGGACUGACGCCAAGUGCAAGGACGCCGACGACGCGGAGCUGCUGCCUUUCGAAUUCGGCUGCGAGGAGGCUGAAGAGGUCUUUGCUGAUGGACAAUGCGCAGCCCCGGUCUAUGCUGCCACCGCCUUAGCGCCAAAGGUGCCGAAGACAUUGAGGAGCCAAGUGGCCGGCGCCAUCAAAGAGUACGACAUGAUCCGUGAGGGCGACCGACUACUGGUGGGCCUCUCUGGUGGGAAGGACAGCCUCACCUUGCUGCAUGUGUUGUUGGAGCUGCAAAGACGUUCACCGGUGAAGUUCACUGUGGCAGCCGCCACGGUGAACCCAGAGACACCGGAGUUCUCGCCAGAGCCUCUCAUCGACUACUUGAAGGCCUUGGGAGUGACUUAUCACUUUUUGUCGAAGCCUCUCAUUGAGAUGGCGAAGUGUCAUUUGGACCCCAAGAAGCCCUCCAUUUGUUCCUUCUGCGCGAGGAUGAAACGAGGAAUGUUGUAUACUUGCAUGAGAGAGAACAAGUACAACGUCCUUUGUUUGGGACAGCACUUGGAUGACUUUGCCGAGUCCUUUCUCAUGUCGGCCUUUCGGAACGGCGCUCUUCGAACCAUGAAGGCGAACUACGCGGUGGCUGCCAAGGACUUGCGGGUUUGUCGGCCCUUGGUGAACGUCCGGGAGAAGACUUUGGCAAACUUUGCCAAAGAGAACAGGCUGCCGGUGAUUGCCGACAACUGCCCCGCUUGCUUUGCGGCUCCCAAGGAGCGACAUCGCAUUAAGCUCAUGCUCUCCCAGCAGGAGUUUGAGCAUCCGGAUCUUUUCUGGAGCUUGAGUUCCUGCAUGAAGCCGCUGAUGUCCAUUGCGCAGACAGAGAAGACCAUGGACUGGUGGCGCCAAUUGAUGGCCGAUGAGGAUGAUGAAGAUGGUGCUCCGCCUGCUUUGACAGGGCAGGUUGCCAGCCCUCCUGGUAGUCCAGUGGCAAAGAUGACAAAGGAUGAUCCAUUGAAGCUUCUGGUGGUCGCGGUGGCCUCCGCACUACUUGGAGGACUCUUUGUGAGACUCACACACCGCUGAGGGUCCAAAAGCCGCGAAG
This is a messenger RNA of Durusdinium trenchii, 3282 nucleotides long. NCBI's taxonomy places the organism in Eukaryota, Dinophyceae, Suessiales, Symbiodiniaceae. The record is from the annotation of a GenBank genome assembly.